Penicillium mononematosum is the source of this 936-nucleotide messenger RNA. RefSeq lists its product as uncharacterized. Gene Ontology annotation, molecular function: hydroxypyruvate reductase [NAD(P)H] activity; NAD binding; glyoxylate reductase (NADPH) activity. The record is from RefSeq and is a predicted model, not a curated record. Lineage: Eukaryota; Fungi; Ascomycota; Eurotiomycetes; Eurotiales; Aspergillaceae. The transcript has a single exon. Gene Ontology annotation, cellular component: cytosol. The coding region runs from base 1 to 936 and encodes 311 amino acids.
AUGGGCUCUAUCACACCAAAGCCGACAAUCUACCUGCUUGAAGUAUUCCCACCAAAAGCCGUCGAGUAUUGCCAGCAGCGAUUCCACACCGUUCUACCAACAGACCCGGAGGUCGAUCACUGGCGCGAGAAAGCAAGCGCGAUUCUCGUCCGCGAGAAGACCAUCUCCGCCGAGGACAUCAACAGCGCCCCGAAUCUGCGUGUGAUUGGCAAGCAAGGAGUUGGAAUUGAUAUCAUUGACCAGGAUGCCUGCGCCGCACGUGGGAUUCCGAUUCUCAACACGCCGGGAGCUAAUGCACAAUCUGUGGCCGAACUUGUUCUUGCCUUGACUCUCGCUGUCGCAAGACAGCUGGGACCAAUCGUAUCGAAGCAGGCCGUCGGGAAAGAAGUCCGCAAAGAACACUGCUCCGGCGUGAUGUUGACUGGAAAGACCAUUGGAGUCAUUGGGAUGGGUAGUAUCGGUCUUGCAGUAGCUCAGAUGUUCCGGGGCGCCUUUAAUGUCAAGAUCUACGCCUACGACCCUUUUGCACCUAAGGAUGCGUGGGAAGAUGUUCCUCACAUGCGGGUCCAGGAGGUGGCGGAGCUUCUUCCGCAUGUUGAUGUAUUGACGCUUCAUUUGCCUUUAAACAAGAAUACCAGAAAUCUCAUUGCUUGGCCGCAGCUCGAGGCGAUGAAGUCGGACUCUAUCUUGAUCAAUGCUGCUCGUGGUGGAAUUGUGAAUGAGGAUGACCUGCUGCGGGCGCUUCAGGGAGGAGUCAUUGCGGGUGCCGGACUCGAUUGUCACAAGACUGAGCCGCCGGUGCUGAAGGAUUACGAGAAAUUCUGGGCCACUGGACGGGUUAUCAGUACUCCUCACAUUGGAGCCACCACCAAGGAAACACAGGUCCACACUGCCACCACCGCGCUGGACAGAAUUUAUAAAUUUCUGACCGAUUAG